AUGGAGGCUGCGACUCUUGCCGCCGCCGCCACCACCUUGGACGUGGCUGGAGUGCGCAUUUCCCCGCCCGAGCUGCGCUUCCUGGACGCGGUGCCUGGAGGCCAGUACCGGGCUAUGCUGAGCAUUCAGAACCUGCAGCCUCAAAGUUGCUUCCUUCAAGUAUUGCCGCCGCAGCGACCUCAGUUCAAACUAAUUGUGGAAAACCCAAAGAAACCAGUUGCUUCUGGCCUUCACAUAACAGCCGCUGUGGAAUAUCAUCCUGAUAGUGAAGAAGACCUUCAGGAUAGACUGCUCCUUUAUGUAGACAAAAAUAUAAUUGAGAUUCCUCUAACAGGAUUAAUUCCAUGUUGCUGCUUAGAAAUUGCACCUGAGAUAAAUUUUGGCACAGUGAUUGCAAACAGUAAAGUAAUCAGUAAGGAAAUUAAAAUUGCUAACCAUGGAUCAUCUUCAGGUACAUUUAACAUAAAUUAUAGAGGAAGUGUUCACAUUGUUAUAGCACCAACCAGUGGAGUGGUAGAACCCAAAACAUUUCAAGUGGUUAAAAUGGAGAUCUGUACCGAUAUCCCAAGGGUCAUUAAUCAAACAGCCAUUGUGGAGUUGCAGGGAAGUUCCAAUGCUCAUAUAAUGAUAAAAGCCAAUAUAGUGGAGCAGAUUAUCGAAAUAUUGAGUGUGCCUAAUUCAGACACAAUAAAACAUGUUCAUUUUGGGUGUGUCUAUUUUGGUACCUCCAAGACUGAAGAAGUAAUUCUUCACAAUAAAAGCCCAGAGCCCAUGGACUGGGUGGCCAUCCUGCAAGAUAAUGCUGUUGGCGGAGAGAUGGGCACGGUCAUUCAAAAGAGCACAGAUGCUGCUUUGCAAGACUUAAAUUACAGUGAUAAUAAAUCACAGCUAGAUGUUUCCACUCUGAUUUCAUGUAUUCCCAAUGAAGGAACACUAGAGCCUUACCAGAAGAUUGUAGUUUUUCUUUGUUUUAGUCCAAAGCAGUUGAAAAGGGAUGUUAAAUGUGAUAGAACCCUGUCAAGACAAGAUUAUGCUCUGUUUCUAAAGUUUGAAACUGUAGGAAGUACAGAUGACUUUUUGCAAAUGCUGACUGAGGAUAACAAUUCUACCAGAGAGAACCAUCUUCAUAAAGUUGAAUUGGCUUUGACAGGCUCAGGACUCCCUGUCAUGUUAACAUUCAGCCCAGGACCAACUGUUAAUUUUAUGGAAUGCUUCUUGGGUGAACAUACAGAUAUUGUUUGCACACUCAUUAAUCAAUGUGAUACUCUUCCUGUAGCAUUUGCUUUUCGUAAGAUUGCACAUUUUAAUAUAUGUCCUGAAAAAGGAAAAGUAAAAGCAAAAUCUUCACAGGAUGUACUGUUUUCGUUUUUCCCACGUCAUAUAGGAACAUUUAAAGUGAAGCAGGUGAUAGAUAUCAUUGGUCCAGUGGCAACGAAAGAUUGUUUACCAAAUCUGAUGAUGAGAUCUUUUCAUCAAAUACACUUAAAGUUUUCUGGCACUUGCAAGUCUGUCACAAAUAAAGCUGUGUUGAAAAACAAUCUUGGAGUACUUGUAGCCAACAAGGAGGAUCAUGUAACACCAAUGGCACUGCUUAAAUCUGAUCGAACACAAAUUCAUGAUCAUGUUCUAAACAGAAACUUUAAUAAUGCACUGGUAGCUCUUCCUAAUGUUCGUCCAACUAGUAUACGGCCCAGUGAAUGGAAUAACAAUUACAGGACUAUUUUCACAAAGGUUCCCAGAUAUAAUUAUGUCGAUCCAGAAUACUCUUACACAGCAUAUGAAGAACUGGAAAAACAAGCGAAUAAAGAUUACUAUGCAGACUAUAUUCGAAAUUUAAGAAACCGUCGUUUGCAUAAAGGAGCUUCUAGGAUCUUUGAAAAACUGAAUAAUUCUGUUGAGAUAGGGUUACAGCCAGCAUCAGGGCUGAAAUCACCAAGGUUAAAAGCUUUACCACAAGAUAAGUUUGAGGGAAAUGCUGAUUUUGAAAUUGGAAGUAGCCUGCUAACUAGUCAAAAGUUAGCAGCAAUUAAAUCUAAAUCUAUAGAGAAAGAGGAUAAUGAAUGUCUUCAUGCUGUGCCAUCCUCUCCACAAGAGAAUGAAGAUUGUAGUUUAAUUUUGACACCAAAGCAGCUUCGUCAAAUAUUAAUUGGCCCUUCUACGAUUGACUUUGGAGAGGUUUGUGUGCAUUCUACAUCUAUCAGAAAAAUGCAUAUUGUAAAUAAUCUCCCUGUUCGUGUUUGGAUACAAGUAGGAAUUGAAAGUGAAGAACUACAACAAACUAGCCCUUUGUCUCAUGUCAUGCCACCUCAUUCACAAACGUAUAUUCCGGUUGUGUUUGAGACUGACAAACUAGGAAAUUUUCAAAAGUCCUUUAUGUAUACAAUAAAUCAACAUCAUACUGGGCAUGUGCUGGUGGUAGCAAAAGUAGCACCUGUUGCCUUGGAGCUAUCAACAAGGGAGCUGACUUUGUAUCCUACUUUUAGUUUCUUGGCUGAAAGUGGGUUUAGAACUACGGUCACACUGUAUAACCGCAAAAACUAUCAUGCGCAAUUCACCUGGAAGCCUGUAAUCACAGAUGAAGGAAUGGCUUUUUCCAUAUGCCCUGACAAAGGUACUGUAGAAGCCUGUAAAGACUUAGAGUGUGAAGUAGUUUGGCAUCCAAGUUUCUCAUCUCCAGUAACUGGAGAAUUUGAUUUAUGUGUGCAUCAAGGAAAAACACUUAAAUUAAAAUGCUUCGCAAAGCUUGGUUCCACCAGUGUUCAGUUUAAGGAACAACGGAUAACUUUUAACCAUGCUCCUAUACAUUUAACUACCUGCAAAAUAGCUAUUCUUCAAAACGUGGGACAUAAUCAUGCCUACUUCCAGGUUGUCGAUGCCAAUCCUCUUCCUGGAAUGGUUAUCACUCCUUUUCAGGGUGUAGUACCUGUGGGAGGUCGUACUGAACUCAAAAUCUGCUUCACACCUAAUGCGUUAAUGAAAUUUGAUAGCAGAGUGGAGGUUGCAGUACGGCAUGCCAAAUCUUUGGAGCUUAGGAUUGGUGGAUCUGUAGAUGUUCCUGACAUAGAGCUCAGUAUGCACUCAUUUGUCUUCCCUGGUGUUUAUGUUGGCUCUACCCCCAAAAUCCCAUUUUUUAUUGAGAACAAAGGCAAGACAUGCGCCAGGGUGACAUUUGAUUUAUCCAAUCAUGAUGACUUUACACUACAGUUUAUUUCUCAGCCAGAUGCUUGCCAUUCACCAUCAACUCCUCAUUUGUAUACUGUGACCAUAGAUGCAAAUUCCACUUUGGAAUGUUCGUUGAAUUUCGCACCAAAAGAAGUAAGCUUAUGGGGUAUCAAAUAGGCACAUGAAAUUUUACCAUAAGGGAAAGAAGAUUUGUUGUAAGCUACAGUCACAAAAACCUGUCCCACU
Molecule: messenger RNA, 3408 nt
Organism: Eublepharis macularius
Lineage: Eukaryota; Metazoa; Chordata; Lepidosauria; Squamata; Eublepharidae
Product: cilia- and flagella-associated protein 47-like
Exons: 21
Coding region: 1-3339 (1112 amino acids)
Source: RefSeq, a predicted model, not a curated record